Molecule: messenger RNA, 1083 nt
Organism: Drosophila grimshawi
Lineage: Eukaryota; Metazoa; Arthropoda; Insecta; Diptera; Drosophilidae
Exons: 4
Coding region: 1-1047 (348 amino acids)
Source: RefSeq, a predicted model, not a curated record
AUGAGCAGCAAGGCACAGAUACAAGCACAAAUCAAUUCAAACUCCAACAACAGCGCAACCUCGUCGGAAAUUAGUGAGAACCCGAGCGUAGAAGACCAUCAAUCUGUUUUGGCAGCCAACAGUCGAAGUGCUGCUUCAAUCAGAGCAAAAAGAAGUUGGAAUCGCAUGAAAGAACUGGCGGCUGAAAAGGAAAAGGAAAAUGAAUCGAAGCGACCUCCUUGGCGAGCUGUCAGCGUUUCAACUCUUGCCAAGCCGGAUAAGAACGCAUUGCUCCGAGCCAAGUUGCUUGAUGCUUCCAGACGCCUGAGAGCUGGCAAGACCAAUGUGGCAUUGCAAACAGAUUUUGUGCCCACGAAAUUGUUGAAAGAAGCCUCCGUCGAUGUGCAGUGCGAUUUGAUUUUACUGAAGGAUGUUGGAAUUUUAACGGAUGGCCAGUACUCAAUUAAAAAGGAUGGCUACGAGCAAUACGUAUUAAACUAUUCCAUAUCACAAAUGACCGAUGCCAUCGAUACGGCAGAUGUCUCAACCCAAACACUCUUACCAAUUGCUGUCAAUGAAGUCACAAAUCCGUGUCCAUUUGACUUUAAGCAUUAUGUCCCAGAUAACACAGCCGAGAGUGAGACGCGAAUGGAAACGAAGAUUAGGAAGUUCAAUCCAACUUUGGCAUCGUGGCACUUUGACGAUGACGUUCUCGAAAUGGAAGCCACAAAACAUUUCAUUCCAUACACCAUUGAGCCUCUUAAGCCGUGGCGCAGUUUUAACCCUAUUCCAUUUCAGCUCAGAGGGAAUACCCUAGUCGGGAGACAGACAAUUGAUUGGUAUGCCCUGCUCCAGUCAAUUGAUGAUUUGGUCCGAGAAUCAAAUAAUUUAAUGGAUAGACUAGAAAUGAUAAUACAAGAUAAGAGCUCGCAUCGCAAAAGUGUGCUCAAAACAUUGCAUGAAAUCAGAAAAAUGGAUUCACCCGAUUUCGUAUUUCCUUCUGAGCACUGGCUGCCGAUAAUUGAAAAACAGGAAAUGCAACUCCAAUCACUGCUUGACUCCAAUUAAAUUCAAUACACAUCUUAAAAGUAAAAUCAUUAUCAU